AUGCCCAUUCAACAACCACAACAAGCCGCUAGUUUAGCAACCUCCCAGCCACAAAUGACCGCUAGAAUCGACGAUAUUACGGCCUAUGGAGCACCGUGGUUAUUCUUGACUGCAGAGGAGGGACAGCAACUCCAGGAUCGAGGCCCACUAGCGGUCCGCCAGCCCGGCAAGGGUAAACCUAGGUGUAGAUCCAUGCCACCAGGAUUUAAAUUUAGGCACUCUGUGUCCGCGUCUCGCCAAAGCCUCCCGAAUUCUCCUAAGUUUGAGUUUCGGUAUGGGUCAAAUACUCCGUCAAACCAAGUCGAAGGUAGACCCAAGAGCUCCAAUUGGCUGCUUCCCCCAAACCCAGGUCGUCAACUGAUCAGGAGCCCGUCUGCGAUCAGCUCCAGCCAACACUUCACCAGCGAAGGAACAGCGUCAGCCAGUAGUCAUAGAGAGGCUUUGAACACAGCCGAGCGUAGCCUCUCGAAGAUCUCUAGAGAGCUAAAGACGCUUGACAUAAAUAAAAGCCAAGCAAAGGAUCUUUUCUCGAGCUUGGCCAAGCACAAGGAAGAUAUCCUUGCCAUGAACAAAGAUCAGCGCAAAAGUCUGGCAGGCUUGACUAUUGGGCGUGAUAAUGUUGGUCUCAUUCGCUUCAAAGUCCCAGUCGAUCUUACAAACAUUGAUCUUGAAGGUUUGCUUGGUGGUCUUGUCAUACUUGAAACUCGAUCGGCAACGGUGUACCCCGAUUCGGUUGGGAACAAACCUCCUAUUGGCAAGGGCUUGAAUGUUCCUGCCUUAAUUUCGUUGGAACAUUCGUGGCCUCGACGGUGGAUGAGAGGAAGGGGUCAGCCAGAGGUGGAGACGGGGCCCCAGCUGACAAGCCAUAUCGAGCGUCUCAAGAACGUUGAGGGAACCAGGUUUGAGAGUUACAGCGAGGAAGACGGGGUCUGGACUUUUUCAGUGAAUCACUUCUCGACUUAUAUCCAAGUCACAUACAAGGAUGGAAACUGGACUUGGGUCCCCACUUAA
This is a messenger RNA of Ilyonectria robusta, 1011 nucleotides long. RefSeq names its product nucleoporin autopeptidase-domain-containing protein. Gene Ontology annotation, molecular function: structural constituent of nuclear pore. Gene Ontology annotation, biological process: post-transcriptional tethering of RNA polymerase II gene DNA at nuclear periphery; protein import into nucleus; RNA export from nucleus. Bases 1 to 1011 code for a protein of 336 amino acids. Gene Ontology annotation, cellular component: nuclear pore; nuclear pore cytoplasmic filaments. Lineage: Eukaryota; Fungi; Ascomycota; Sordariomycetes; Hypocreales; Nectriaceae. The transcript is spliced from 2 exons. The record is from RefSeq and is a predicted model, not a curated record.